Paramuricea clavata is the source of this 878-nucleotide messenger RNA. Lineage: Eukaryota; Metazoa; Cnidaria; Anthozoa; Malacalcyonacea; Plexauridae. The record is from the annotation of a GenBank genome assembly.
AUGACGAGUUUAUUGAUGCCAGGAAAAAGUGCGAUGACGUCGGGUCUUGUCGUUGGUGGAGGUACGUUUGUCAUAACGUAUUUAAUGAGACUUAGAAACGAAGUAUCAUCCUUGGAAAAUGAAACGGACGAACUCGAAGACGAGAACGAACGACUUCGGAUCGAAAAUAAAAUUUUAAAAGAACGAUAAGAAAAAAAAUAUUUUUAUUUCUUUUUCUAAGAAAUAAAAGAAUAUCUGAUACAACCAAAAAAGAACUCGUCCAGGAUUUAUACGACGCUGCGCUUUUAACGACCGGAGUCGUUGGAAUUUCGUACAUGGCAAAAACAAUUGCGGGGAAAAGUUUGGGGGCACCGAUGACGUUAGAAGGUGCGAUGAAAUUGGGUGUGGCCGUGGCGGGAAGUUCCUUUGCCGUGGCCUAUCUCAAAGACAAAGGUUACGUUCCCAAAACAAUCGGUAAAUAAAUGACAACCAAUUUAGUAGUCGGUGGAUUAUUCAAUGCGGUCGCAUUUGCAGGCGCGGGAUUUUUAUUUUCCCAUUUAAAUCAAAACGGAUACAAGGAAGAAGUGAAAAGACAUAAUCACGCGUUGGAAGAAUUAGCGGCGGCCAAAGAUAAAUUUUACGAAUCCGAAGUGAAAAGACGGAACGACGAAUUACGACGACGGCAGGAAAUUUUAGAUGCGAAUCACGAUAUCGAAGAGACGAAUAAAGCGUUGGAUGUAUUAAGAAAUUAUAAUCGCCCACAGGAUCUAAAUGCAUUGGAUCGUAAACCGAAAUUCGAAGAUUAUUAUCAACCGUCGGACGAAAUGCAAAAAUAUAUGUACGUGACCGUUGGAAUUCUAGGGGUGGGAAGCGGAUACGUCUCGACGCGAAUUUUUUAA